GUGUGUGAGGUAGGUUGUCCAGAAAGUGUGUGAGUGCAGCCUGGAACACACACACCCACACACACUCGCUCCUCUCCGCUCCAGAACCCGCCGUCAUGGAUCUGGAACCGGCCGUGCUCAUUCCCGCGGUUCUUUUCACCUUCGUGGCUCUGGUUUUUGCUUCCUCGCUCCUCGGUAGGAAGACCGACUCCUCGUCCUCUUCAGGCGGGACCAAAAAGCCCAAAGUCGGCUACGGAGAUGAGGCUCCUCCGUCCAGAGCGCUGGGAGAACCGCUCCGGUCCCCGGGACCAGAGCCACCGGCUCCGGAGGAAAAGAACCGAGAGUCGGAGGUGAAGGCUGCUCCAGUGACCGCACCAGAACCCGUCUCAGUACAAGAACCAGAACCAGCACAGAAACCUAUUCCAGUACCAGAACCUGCUGCAGAACCAGAACCGCCACGGAAACCUAUUCCAGUACCAGAACCUGCUGCAGAACCAGAACCGCCACGGAAACCUAUUCCAGUACCAGAACCUGCUGCAGAACCAGAACCGCCACGGAAACCUAUUCCAGUACCAGAACCAGUACAAGAACCAGAACCUGCUGCAGAACUAGAACCGCCACGGAAACCUAUUCCAGUACCAGAACCAGUACAAGAACCAGAACCUGCUGCAGAACUAGAACCGCCACGGAAACCUAUUCCAGUACCAGAACCAGAACAUGCUGCAAAACCAGAACCAGCACCGGAACAUGUGAUGGUACUCAAACCUGUUACAAAGCCAGCUAAUCCAGAUAAAGCACUAGAACCGGCUCCAGAACCAGUUAAAGGUCCAGAAAAUGUCCCUGAAAAAGUAAUUGCGCCAGAACCUGACCCUGAACCAGUUCCAGAACCAUCAUUGGAGCCAGCUGUAGAAUCUGUACCUGAACCUGUUCUAGAGUCGGAUCCGGUUGCUGAUCCAGAACCAGAAGUAAUGUCCGAACCAGUACCUGAAGUGGUUCAACAGCAUGUGACCGAACCAGAACCAGAGAACGCUGACGAUUCUGCACCUGGACCAGUUCCUGAAUCACCCAAACCUGCUGAAGAGGUGUCCAAAGAACCAGAACCAGAGGUCGUCCUGGCCGAUGUGGCUGCAGCUGGCGAGGAGCUGAUGAAACCCGCCCAGCUGGAGACGCUGUUGAUGAAGGAGGUGAAGGAGGAGCAGAGGAUUGAGUUGACCCCUGACUUCACCUGUCUCUAGUCCACCUGAGCAGCCUAUGCUGGAGGGACCUGAUGGCUUCCCCUCAUCCUCUUAACCCCCCCACAGACCCCAGACCAGCUGGGUCUGAGGAGACUCUGUCCCUGAGGACUAAGACCUUCUUACUGGACUCCAGCUGGUUUUCUAAAAGCUCUGCAGAAUUAAAUUCAGGUCCAGAUUUUAAGAUCAAGAAUAAGGAGAACCCAACACGAGAGCCCAGAAACCUCUGGGUUCUGUGCAUCUGCUGGAGAACGAAGUUCUGGGGGUUUUAUCUUGUGAAGACUGGAUACAGCAGAAGUUCUGGAGGUUCUGAAAGUCUUCAGGUUGGGUUUGGACCUCUGUGGCUCUGCAGACAUCGGACUCAAGCUAACCGAACCAGCUGAUUCUGGUCCAGGAGCGCCCCCUACUGUCGGAACCAGACACUGUACUUUAACCGUUAGGGUCUUGGUUCUGACUGAGCUGACAAGGACUAACCUGGAGAGUCAGACACACUAACGCUAUCAGAGGUUUGCAGGUUCUGAAGGAAGUGACCCAGCAGGUGGUACAGAUGUUCAGAGGAACAGCUGGAUCAAUGAUGGCCAACUCCUCUGAUCAGCUGUUUGAUGUUUCCGGUUUGAUUUAGUGUCCUCUUCAUAUUAAAACCACCGCUUUGAUUCCAGAAUAAAGCUAAAACGGCAUUUGGAUCAGGGAAUUUCCUUCAUACUAAAGCAGGAUGAUGAUGCUGGAUUUUUAAUCUGGACUUUUAAAUAAAAUCUGGUUCCUCUCA
Molecule: messenger RNA, 1977 nt
Organism: Nothobranchius furzeri (turquoise killifish)
Lineage: Eukaryota; Metazoa; Chordata; Actinopteri; Cyprinodontiformes; Nothobranchiidae
Product: FILIA-N KH-like domain-containing protein
Source: RefSeq, a predicted model, not a curated record